This is a messenger RNA of Paraglomus brasilianum, 2037 nucleotides long. NCBI's taxonomy places the organism in Eukaryota, Fungi, Glomeromycota, Glomeromycetes, Paraglomerales, Paraglomeraceae. The record is from the annotation of a GenBank genome assembly.
AUGUCUAGCCAAUGGGAAUAUCCUCCGGUCAGAAGAGAUGAAAACUUCUACGAAGAAUUACAUGGAUAUAAAAUAUACGAUCCAUAUCGAUGGUUGGAAGAUCCUGAUAGCGAGGAAACAAAAGACUUUGUCAAGAACCAGAAUGAACUGUUAUCCAAGAUUGUCGAGUCAUAUCCGUAUCGUGAAAAAUUUCGUGAGAAUGUCUUGUAUCAAUUAUCAUCUUUUCAAGCCGACGCCAAAGUCUUUUUUGAUCCCAACACACUUGAAGAAGACGGAACUGCUGCUAUCAGAACUUAUAACUUUUCAGAGUCGGGAAAAUACUUCGUGUAUGCUAUAUCUAAAUCAGGCAGUGACUGGGCUACAGCCUAUGUAAAGACGACUGCCGAAGGCUCGAACGAAAAGCUGGACGACGUCAUUGACUGGUUAAAGUACAGCUACCUUGAUUUCACUCAUGACGAUGUUGGGUUUUUCUACAGUAGAUAUGCCGAACCGAAAACAGACGAUAAAGGCACAGAGAUAGAUAAGAGCUUGAAUCCGAUGAUCUAUUAUCACAAACUGGGCACUUUACAAGCCGAAGAUAUAUUAGUCUAUAAAGACCCUGAGCAUCCAGAGUAUUUACAUUAUAUGGGGAUGUCGGACGAUGGGCGUUACGUGCUCUUGGAAAUCACUAGGAGUACUGAGCGUGUCAACAAGCUCUGGAUAACAGAUUUACAGAAAACAGGAGGAAAGAUCACUGAAAACCUUGAAUUUUACAAAAUAGUGGAUAAUUUUGACGCGGAAUAUCGCUACUUAACCAAUGAUGAGACUGUCUUCUAUUUUCGAACAAAUUUGAACGCUCCUCGUUCUAAGAUCGUUAAAUAUGAUCUCUCUAAACCCGAAGAAGGCUUUGUUGAUCUUGUUCCCGAAUGCCCAGACGACAUCCUCUCGUCUGCGCACGUGGUCCAUCAAAAUAACCUUAUUCUGACAUACCUUCACGAUGUUAAAGAAGAAAUUGGCAUUUAUUCUCUCCACACUGGUGAGAAAAUCCGCCAACUUGAAAUUCCAAUUGGAGCAAUAGCGGCAGUGUCUGGUCGGAGAAAGGAUAAAGAGAUGUUUUUUCACUUUACCAAUUUCCUAAAUCCUGGGGUUAUUUAUCGGUACAAUUUUGUCGACUCGGUACUAAGAGUAUUCAAAAAGACAGUAGUCCCGGGGCUGAAUACCGAUAAUCUGUGCACAAAGCAAGUGUUUGUUCCUAGCAAAGAUGGGACUAAAGUUCCUGUCUUCAUUACUUCACGCAAGGACGUACAACUUAACGGAGACAAUCCGACAUUAUUAUACGCAUACGGUGGAUUUAAUUAUAUGGUAAAACCGGUGUUUAGCGUGCCGUGGAUGAUGUUUAUCAUGUUUUAUAAAGGCGUUGUAGCUGUCGCUAACAUACGUGGCGGCGGAGAAUAUGGCGAAGAGUGGCAUCGUGCAGGAACGUUACAAAAUAAGCAAAACUGUUUUGACGAUUUCCAGUCAGUUGCCAAGUGGCUAGCGGGUGUGAAAUACACACGUCCUGAGAGACUAGCCAUCAACGGAGGGUCUAAUGGCGGUCUGUUGGUUGGAGCUUGUAUUAAUCAGGCACCAGAGCUAUUUGGAGCAGCGGUGUCCGACGUCGGCGUACUGGACGUGUUGCGAUAUCACAAGUUUACGAUUGGCUACGCGUGGAAAAGUGACUACGGAGAUCCUGACAAGAAAGAAGACUUUGAAUACAUUUACAAAUAUUCACCUGUCCACAAUGUACAGUCGGAGAAGCCAUAUCCAUCAGUACUGUUAACCACUUCCGAUCAUGAUGACAGAGUUCCUCCCUUGCAUUCCUACAAAUAUAUUGCUCAAUUGCAACACGUCGCUAAGAACAAUCCAAAUCCAUUGACAAUUCGCGUUGACGUCAAGGCUGGCCAUGGUUCAGGGAAACCAACACAGAAAAAACUCGAUGAAGCCACCGACAAAUAUUCGUUUAUCUUAAUGGCCCUUGGUGCAGAUUGGGUGGCAGAACGAACAAAAAAGUUCCCAUGA